Molecule: messenger RNA, 1415 nt
Organism: Prosopis cineraria
Lineage: Eukaryota; Viridiplantae; Streptophyta; Magnoliopsida; Fabales; Fabaceae
Product: TLC domain-containing protein At5g14285
Exons: 1
Coding region: 380-1135 (251 amino acids)
Cellular component (GO): membrane
Source: RefSeq, a predicted model, not a curated record
AUCUUGUGGAAGGAGGUGGAAGCAGCAACCUCUCAAAAUUUGUAAAAUCAAAUCAUAUCAAAACUAACGCCCGAUUAGCCUUCCAAACUCAACCUCCAUUGAUUGAAGCUCCCGUCUGAGUCUUAUUUUAUCAGAUUGCUUCUUCGUCGUCGUAUCUACCCUCCCUACCUUGCUCUGCUUCUCGGCCUCUUGAAUGUUUCAUCCUUUCCUUCCUUCCCACCAAACACGACUAUUGAUACUAAUGUGAGUUAUUCUCACUCUCUUUCUCACCCACAAUUGGAAUCAAUUCCUAAUUUCCUUAGAGAAUAUUCUUCUGUUUUAAUAAUUCCCAAUUCCCUCCCUACCUUUCGUCCCCUCAUCCGAGGCUAAGGUUUUUCAGAUGGAAACUUUUGCGGUUUCCGAUUCCCGUUCCGUUCCCGUUCUUCUUCCUUUCUUUUCUCUCUUCCUACUCUCCUACCUCAUCGCUUAUUUCAUCGUAUUCCGUAACUGGAGCCCUAAGAUCCGACCCGAAGCUUCUAGCUGCUUUAUUUCUCUUCUUCACGGCACCCCCGCCGUGGCCCUAGCUACCAUCGCCAUCCUCUCCGACUCAAACCGCGGCUUCGAUGGUUUGAACACCACGUUUCAGAAGAUGGUUCUCGAUUACAGCAUCGCUUACUUUCUCAUGGAUCUUCUGCACUACAUUGUCUUCUUCCCUAGCGAUGUAUUAUUCAUAGGUCACCACCUGGCCACCCUCUUCGUCAUUUGCACAUGCCGCUAUGUCGUCUCGCACGGGGCUUUCGCAAUUCUCUUCCUUUUGAUUCUCGCCGAGGUGACCAGUUUGUGCCAGAACGUGUGGACGCUAGCCGGUGCGCUGAAGAGCGACGUUCAGAUUGCAGCUAAGGUGUAUGAUCUUUUGUCUCCUCCAUUUUAUAUUUUGUAUUCGCUGGUUAGGGGUUUUGCUGGCCCCUAUUUUAUCUUUAGAAUGGUAGUGUUCUAUGCGAGCGGGCUUGUCGAUGGUCUAAUACCAAAGUGGGUUUGGAUUUCUUGGGUAGGCGUGGUGUUGACGGCUAUUGGUGUGAGCAUUAUGUGGAUUUCGAAUCUUUGGAUUGAACUUUAUAGGGAAAGAACCAGAAAAUUAGAGGAGAAAAUAAGAUAGGGCUAUACAGCAGCGUCUGAAUAUCUGUAACUCUGUUUUUCAGUUAUUAUUGGUACUGAUUAUAAAAUACCACAAUUUGGAUCCAAUUCCUUCUUGUUCCUCCUUUGGGUACUGGGGAUGGUUGGCUCUAGUGUAACUAAGAACUGGGAAAGGGUGUGAUGGGAAGUUCAAGGUUUUUCAUGCUGUUCCAGAACACCUUUUAUGUGUUUUUUUUUUUUGGGUAUAAUUUCUUUCUAUGAAUAAAGAUAUAUAAUCGAAUUCACAGGAGUUUAUUUAACAA